GAACAGCAGCAACGCGGAGCCACGCUUCUCUCUGACGGAUCUACCGGAGCAUGCAGGAAUUUACCCGGACCCGGGACGCAUUUACCGGAUUACUCUCACCUGUGCGUCUGCAGGUGGACCGAGAGAACACCCUUUGAUACUGAGAGAGGAUCUGAUUCUGGAUACACUUUCUGACCCUGUUAAUGCAUCUUUUUUAACUGAACCAGAUCACUUUAUCCGGGUUAACUGAACCAGCUCACUUUAUCCGGGUUAACUGAACCAGGUCACUUUAUCCAGGUUUUCUGACCCAGGUGACUAAUCCCAGCUGAUCCGACUCUGCUGCCUCUUGUGCGGCAGAGCGUCCUCCGCAUCAUGCUGUUCCUCUGGUCCCCAUCCGGACUCUGAUGCUCCAGAGACCCUGAGGUCACACCGGGGAGUCUGACAGAGGACAUGCCGCUGUCAGUGCCCUCCAGGCGGGACACAGAUGGCCGCUGCAGCCGGGACAGAACCACCACCACCACCGCUGCUGCUGACGCGGACGCGGUGGAGCGGCAGCGCUCGGUGCGGGAGCGGCUGGAGGCCACCGCGUCCGGGCUGCAGGAGCUGGAGUUUCUGCGGCAGCGGCAGGAGCUGCUGGUCCGGGGUGCGCUGGAGCUCCGGGAGGAGGCGGAGGAGGAAGAGGAGAAGGACGCUAAGCUGAACUCCGAGGAGAAGAUCCUGGAGGAGAACAUCCUGCUGCUCAGGAAACAGCUGAACUGUUUGCGGAGGAGGGACGCCGGACUCAUCACUCAGCUACAGGAGCUGGACCGACAGAUUAGUGACCUGCGAUUGGACACAGAGGCGUCACAUGACCAGCUGGAGAAUGACAGCAGACCCAGCUCAGGUUUCUACGAGUUAAGCGACGGGGCGUCCGGCUCCCUUUCUAACUCGUCUAACUCGGUCUUCAGCGAGUGUUUCUGUUCGAUGGCUGAAGCUGAUGGACGUCUCAUUUCUGCAGAUGAGCGGGCCAGCUUGGAGUGUGAUGGUCUGGUUGGAGGACUUUGUGACGACUCGUCCUUCUCCGGUACCGUCCGUCGCUCGCUCUCAGCUCCUCACCCGGUCACCCUCGAUCCUCUGUCCUCAGUGGCCUCAUGUGACUCCCAGUCUAGAUACCACUGUGACUUGGUGGCUAAGAAUGGCAGCGAAGUGUACCGCUACCCGAGUCCUCUUCACGCCGUGGCCGUCCAGAACCCCGUCUUUCUACAAAUGCUGAGUCCAAGCAGAGACGAAGGGCCAGUAAAAAACGUUGAGGCUGGUGAAGGACUGAAACCAGAGCCUUCCCCUCUUUCUGCCUCUGUUUCAGCUCCUCUUGUAUCUCAGAGCACAUCUUGGCCGACAACCUCUUCCUCCCAAACCCCUUCCCAUAAGCGCCUGGAGAGCUACAUUUUCAGCCUGCUGCAGCGGAGGGCCCUGCCCGUCAGGACUAGCAGACCCAGAACCAGCAUCAGCACUGACCCGUCAAAGAGCAUCCUGAGGCAGGCCAGUCUCUGUGUGAGGCAGGUGUCUGGGUUUGGUUUUGGGACUCUACGGGGGUCUGAAUUCAGACCCUCCUGGCCAGCUGGAGGUGCAUUAGUGGAAAGCUCGUCUCCUCAGAGGCAGAGGUCUGUGGAAAGUAAACCCGAGGAGCUGGAAACCGAGAAUGUUUUCCCUGAUGUCAGCGUUGACACGAUGCAAAAUGGCUUCAAGAUUAAUGGAGACCUGGCCGUAAACCAGUACAGCUCUACUCAUAGCAGUGGCAUCCAAAAUGGCUCUUCUGUCACUCACAUUGAUACAAGCACUCUGAAACAGAAAAGCAAAAGACUUCUUCCUCCUUCAGCUGUUUCUACUCUUCCUAAAGACUUCAGGGAGCUGGGUAGUCCCAGAGCUAACUCCUCUCCCAAAGACACCCAGCAGCCAUGUUACUUUCCUGACCAGGAGCUGCUCCUUAAAUCACCACCAGUUAUUAAAACUUCAUCAGCUACUCCCAAGAACUGCCUGAAGCCUCUUCAAAACGUCCAGACGGAGAAGGUUGAAAGGUCAGAGGUAGCCUGUCUAGUCUCCUCCUCCCACAGUCAGGAUGAAGAAGAAGAAGGAGAUAGAAGAGGAAGUCACACGGUUAACGCAAAGUACUUUUCCACCCAGGGUCAGAAUGUCAAACACCAUAAGAGUAGCAGCAAGAGUGUCAAGGUGAAGACCACCUCGACGGUGAAGGCGAGUCGCACCUCUGAACACAACGACCAUAAGUCAGAGAGAAGAGGUGACAAAUCCCACCACAAGUCCAAAAAGUACCGGCUCUUGGAAGACGGAGCUUCCAUCAACAUUAAAGUCUCCAAAAGGGCAGCUGGUGGUGGCAGUUCACAUGGGAUGUCCUCCUCCAGGAUCAAACGCCUCCCUGCGUCCAUCCCAGAAGGCAGAGUUGUUGACAAACAUGACACGUCCACCCUUGGCAGUGUGCGGUCAGGUGCAUCCAGACACCACCACCACCACCAUCAUCAUCAUCACGGACGGGACCAGGUCGUGGUCGUUGCCAAACCCAAACACAAGCGAAACGAUUACCGGCGGUUACGUGCAAUCAUGGAGCUCCAGUACGACGAGGCAUUCAGGCGAGCUCAGCGGCGGCAGAGAAAGGAGUUGUUGAACCAAUCUGCGGCCAAUGUUUACCUCCCCUCUGCUGAACAGGUGAGCAGCCCGUACGCCUACGCGGCGGGAAGUGACUCUGAGUAUUCGGCCGAGUGUGCGUCGCUCUUCCACUCCACCAUCGUGGACACCAGCGAGGACGACCGGUCCAACUACACCACGAACCGCUUUGGAGACAGUGAGUCCAGCGAAGAGGAGUACAUCGAGGAGAGCACCACCACGAGUGACACUGAGGAGAGUGGAGGAGGUGGUGCUGGGGGAAUGGGAAGAGGGCGGAACCAGUUAGGGGCAACUGGGGCCCGGGUGACGGGGAAGGAAAUGACUCCAGCUCAGGCGAAGGCCUUCGUCAAGAUCAAGGCUUCUCACAACCUGAAGAAGAAGAUCCUCCGGUUCAGGUCGGGUUCUCUCAAACUCAUGACCACCGUUUGAGUCAGCAGCGAUUUAAAAACCACACCCAUGUGACAAUUGAAAGUGGGGUAGACCAACAAUAAUAAUAGAACUAAUACGCUUGGGCUAAAUAACAUUUUGGCUCGUACAUCUAGCGUACUUGAACCCAAUUGUGAAGCAGACCUGAAAGUGCUGUGGAUGGACAGGUGCUGCAUUUACAACAUCGCCAAGCGUCUUUUGCGUGAGGGACAACGCCAAACUAGUCAUCCAUCUUUGUGAAAGCAUGUGACUUUUGUUUAAGUCGACAAACAAGAAAACAAGAGGUGCUUUUUUCUUAAUCUGUUCAUAUCCUGUUUAGCUUUUAAUGAGGUACAUGUGAUUCCUCCGAACACAGCCUUCCAUGUUCACCAGUUGAGUGCAUUUUAACAACCCAGUAUUGUGAUGAGUAAGUUUCCUCUGUUGCCAUUUCUUCUUGUGUUCUUUGGUAUGAUUCCUUAAUGCCAAAAAGGGAACAAGGAGGGAUGAGUUGGUGUGUCAUUUUGUUGUCAGUAACCUUGCAACAGUUACAUGAGCUACUUGAUCUGCAACCUAUGGCCUUAUUAACUUCCUGUGUCUAAAUUUACCAUCAUGUAGAUCAUGUGGGGUUUCAGUUACCCACCCCUCGUACCACAGCACUGGGUUGUUCACACAAAUAACACCAAACAUCUGAAGGCACUACCUGGUGUGAACUCAUACGUUCCUACAUCAAACAAAUCAACAUGGCAGUAAACAAGUAUCACUUACAUAAUCCUGCAUUCAGGAGUUAAGGAGCAUCAGAUGCGUUUGGGAAUGUUUCCAUAGUUUGAAAAAGGUGAAAGGUUGGUUUGGAGUUUUGGAUUCAACCAAUCAAAUUGGCUUCCUUCACUUUCCUCCAUCUUUCCUGGCUAAACAAGUGCCUCAGCCGGUGUAACCCUGGCUCCCUUUUCUGUCUGCUUCAUACUGAAUCGUCUGCUGUCAGGCUCUUUGUAUGUGCUGUCAAAGACCCCUUCCCAAGGUAUCUCCCCCAGCAACGAAAUAUCCCAGUUCCGAAAUACUGGUAGGUUAUUGGGAUCUCUAUGGUUAUGGAGAGCCCCCCAAAGCCCCAAGGGUUUUAUAGUCUUGAGGCAAUGAACUGUACCAAUAGUAAUAAUAGUGGCUGAGGCCUAAUGUAAGAAGUGGGGCUGUAGUCAGGUGUUCAGAGAGUUUAUUGGAAAGUUGGAAAGUUAUUUUAGGGGCUCCCUCGAAAUGUCUCCAGAGGGUUCUUUGUGAGGUUGUCCAGAAGGUUCUUCAGAUGUUCCUACAUUGUGAUGAGGUUGUAUCUUGCUCCAGUUAUCUCCUUAUUUCCUGCACUUUGAGACAAACUGUCAGCAGACAGGACCACCGGUGUACCAUUGUUAAUCUGUAAUGUGUGUGUGUAGCCUUGUUUUGUAUUUAUUAUAACAUGCCCUUUGUUGUAGCGCACCGACACGGCUCGCCAAACGUCUGUAAAUGCUUCUCUUUUUUUAUUGUUUUUGAUGAAAGCUAUUUAAAACCUAAUAUAUUUGCUUUAGGAUGCCAGGCAUGGUACCGACUGACAGCUGGUCAAACGGCAGUUUAUAUAACAUUUAUAAUCUAAAGAUGAUGUGUCUGUCUUAACUCUCUCACCUCUGUUGCCGUUGACAUUUUUUAUGGUUUUUGCAUUAUAACACUCGAUGUCUGGUUUGGGGAUAAUCCAUCUACAUACUGAGACCUAAUGUAAGCAAACAUACCUCUUAGUUCCUCUUAUGUGGAUUGUUUCAACCUUUUCUGUGUCAAUAUCACAAUACGUUUGUGGACAUUCAUUAAAAACUGCACCAUAAAAUCACUGAAAGAAUAUCGAGACCUCCAUCAUAGGUCAACUGGAUGUCAAAACCAACCACACGUAACCUGGGUUUAGCCAGCUUGAUGCCUUUUUACCAACACAAUGUUCACGAUUAUAUCUUUUAUUACAGUUUAUUUUAUAUAUACCUUUCAUUAACAGUCAACAUUUCUUGUUUCAUAUCUCUCAAAUAAGACGCGGAUGUUUCAGAUAUCUAAUUCUUUGUGUGUGCUGUACAGAGAUCAGUUCAGAAUGUGGUUAGCCUAGCUUAGGAAAAACAAAGCAGGAGGAAGCUGCUACCCAGAGUAGCUAUAAAACAGGUAGCUCAAUCAUAAUAUUAGGUAUUUUGUUUGUGUUUGCAUAGCUACAUGGGGUAUAGUAAAAAUAAAAGCCAGCUAACAGCAGCUAGCAUAUGUUAUGAUAGCUGUGUCGAGCUAACUAGUACAUAGGCAUACCAGAAUGCUCAAGCCUAGAAGAGCUCAAACACUUUUAACAGAGGGGAAACUGUUAGCCUAGCUUCACCAAGAGAGGAGGAAUCUAUCUUAUGAUUUACAUAUUGUUAAUAAAAAGGUGUUACAAUCAUAUGUAGAAUGUAGACACUGUGGUUUUGGGAGCAGUUAGCAUUGAAGCUAUUGGUUAAAAGUAUUUGUUGACAUGCUUUACCUGACUGUCUGUGACCUACUUCUUUAGCUAGCAAGCUAACAUGUUACAUUUGUGGCUGACAGUUUAAUGAUUGGGUAGAUUUAGGGGUUUGGGAGGUAGUUUUACAUGUCUUUAAACAGUCAAAUUAAAAUGUAUGAGGCACUUAAAUUAACUUUAGCUAGCUGCUAGCUACAUUCUCCUUGAACGUGACUGUCCCAUUGUAUUUCAUGGUUCAAUAACUACACUUUAUGUCUCUUUAGAAGGUCUUGCUAGCGUGCCAUAAGCUAGGGAACAAAGGAACUUGUGGCACAAAUACACUCUGAUAGAGCUAAGCUAACAGUUCCCCUCUGCUUCCAGUCUUUGUGCUAAGCUAGGCUAAACACGCAUAAACAGAACUGAUAUCCAUCUUCUCAUCCGACUCUCGGAAUAGCAGCAAAAAAUAAAAGGUCCCAGCUUUACAUGUAAAAUUAGCAGCAAGCCCAUGCCAAUUUGCUUAAAGCUCUUUAGGGUCAUUGUUCUCGUCUAUUUUGGUCCAGAGGCUACAUAUCCCAGAUAUAAAUAAAGCUUUAAAAAGCCACAGAAAGCUUCUCUCCAGCUGUCACGUUCCGUCUCUUUGUUGUGGGCUAUUUUGAGCUUCUUAUGACUUUUGGAUUCUGUCUGUAAACACUUUAUAUUUAACAGCCAAAAACCUUCAACCAAAAGUUCCUGUGAGCUGUUACACACACGGAUACUCCUGUGCAUGACCAUAUAUGCAACUGUAAAUGACUGUUACGGAUGUGAGUGUGUAUAUUAUUUCUCAUGUAUGCCAAUGCCGGUGCUUUAACCUUUUUACGCUUCAUUAAAUGUGGACUUUGACAUUAGCUUUGUUCUGGGUUCAUCUGUUUCCUCUGACCUCAGAUCCUGACCCCUGACUGCCUGCAGCUCUGAGGCGUUUUCUCCAUCCAGUAAUAACCCGUCUCCCUGCUGCUCAGCCCGAUCACAAGAUAUUUGUGUUUGUGUUUUAAGCUGCUUCACGUUCUCCUGAGCGUGACCCCGGUGUGAAAUCGUUUUAUCUGCAUAUUUCUGAUCUCACUUCUGUUUAUCCACACCAGCAGCGUGGCUAAACCAACCUGAGAGUCUAACCGCAUGCUAACAUGAAACCUGAUGUUUAGCUCCUUAGUUUUUGAUUUAAUCCUUUAUUUAAACCAGGGGUGUCCAAACUACGGCCCGGGGGCCAUUUUGAAUCGGCCCUCUGCAAAUUCUAAAAGUAUAAUGGAAUGUAGCCCACAAAUUAAACUUUUGCUUAUCUUAUAAUGUACUUCUCAAAUAUAUAUGUUAUAUGUAAAACAUUUUUCUAGUUGAUGAAAAAGAAAACAAUAACUUAUUUCUAUAACGAGCUUCAAACAUAACCUUCAUAUUUACUCUGAUUAUCAGCACUCUGAGGCUUGUGUUUUAAGGAGUGAGCUGCCAACAAAAUAAACGGAACCCUAAAGACA
Molecule: messenger RNA, 6993 nt
Organism: Eleginops maclovinus (Patagonian blennie)
Lineage: Eukaryota; Metazoa; Chordata; Actinopteri; Perciformes; Eleginopidae
Gene: dact1
Product: dishevelled-binding antagonist of beta-catenin 1
Biological process (GO): negative regulation of JNK cascade; negative regulation of canonical Wnt signaling pathway; regulation of Wnt signaling pathway, planar cell polarity pathway
Cellular component (GO): cytoplasm
Source: RefSeq, a predicted model, not a curated record